Messenger RNA from Rosa rugosa (rugosa rose), 3578 nucleotides. Its product is annotated as probable inactive histone-lysine N-methyltransferase SUVR1. Gene Ontology annotation, cellular component: nucleus. The coding region runs from base 219 to 3287 and encodes 1022 amino acids. Gene Ontology annotation, molecular function: histone methyltransferase activity; zinc ion binding; protein binding. Lineage: Eukaryota; Viridiplantae; Streptophyta; Magnoliopsida; Rosales; Rosaceae. The record is from RefSeq and is a predicted model, not a curated record. The transcript has 9 exons.
UCGCUCGUGGGCAUCGUGGGUCCCACUUGUUCUCACCAACUUCAAAAACAUAAAAGCCCCCCUUCUCUUUUUCUCUGCUUCCUCCUCUGUUUGAAUGGUUCUGCUUUGCAGGGUUUCUGCUCGUUUCUGUGUUAACCCAGAACGAAGCUCUGUUUCUUGGGGGACUGAAGGGAAAGGACAAACUGCAAAUUGAGAUCUGCAAAAAUUUCAAAUCAGUGAUGUGGCCAAAAGGUGGCAAAAUUGCAAAGGCCUGUCGGGCAAUGAAAGAAUUUGGCAUUGCUGAAGUCCAAACAAAGGCUGCGCUGAAGCAACUUCUGGAAGUGUAUGAAAAUAACUGGGAUUUCAUUGAAGCUGAUGAUUACAAAGAACUCUUUAAUUUUAUUGUACCAGAUAACAAGAAGCCAAAUGAAGAGAGAGUGCAGCCCAAGGUAAAAGGUGCUUUGAUGCGUGAAUCAAAGAGAGUGAAUUCUAAGAACAAACUAGCUCCAUCAUAUGAUACAACUGAAGUUAUUGAGCGUCCAACCAAGAGAUAUUGCACCAGGCAACAGAAAAAUCAGCCAUUAUCUCGUACCAAAUACUCUGAAUCAAGCUUGAGAAGAACUCCACCAGAAUGUAUGCAUAUUAAGUUUGAUGAAGAAUCUGAGGAAUCUGAGGAGUGGCAGCCAUUAGUGAGAAAACCUCGACAAAGGCACACAAAUCCGCAAGAAAUUUGGGUUGCGGAUAAUAAGGUUGGUCCUGUGCCUGAUGACUGUCCAGAACUUGAUAUAAGUCCGAAUCUUAUAUGUGAAGGUAACUUCUCAGAUUCUGAUGGUUGUGAUGUUGGUGAAGAUGUGAUGAAGUACCUGCAACUGAAAUCUAAGAACAAACAACCUCCAUCAUAUGAUACACCUGAAGUCAUUGAGUGGCAAACCAAGAGAUUUUGCACCAGGCAACAGAAAAAUCAGCCAUCAUCUCUUACCAAAUACUCUGAAUCAAGCUUGAGAAAAACUCCGGGAAAAAUGCAUGUGAAGUUUGAUGAAGAAUCUGAGGACUCGCAGCCAUUAGUGAGAAAACCUCGACAAAGACACAUAAAUCCACAAGAAGUUUGGGUCACGAGGAAUAACAUUGAUCAUGUGCUUGAUGACUGUCCAGAACUUGAAAUAGGUCCCAGUCUUGUAUGUGAAUGUAACUUCACAAAUUCUGAUGGUUGUGAUGUUGGUGAAGAUGUGGUGAAGUACCUGCCAGUGGAAUUAUUGAAUGAGAGCAAUAGUGUGAGUGUCUCAGAUGGGUCUCAGACUGAUGUUGCAUCUUCUUCCCCACUGAAAAAUCCUUUGCUUUCUAGCUCUUCGCAAAAGUCUGGUUUUGAUCUUCCUAACGGUGAAGUAUCCCAAGAAAUGAUGGAAGAGAAAUGCAUAAUAUCAUAUAGGACUGGAGAAUGCUGCUCCAUGGCGAUAGUGACUAAUGUCACUGAGAAUAUGCCAGAAUUUAUAACUUCUAAUGAACAAGAUCAAGGCAGUAAGUGCAGUGGUCUGGGUUCUUUUAACGAGCUAUUUGUUGAUCAGAACCUUAUCGAGCCUAUACGUAUGCCUAAUUAUAGAGCAUUGGGUAGUUUUGAAGGUCUUCGCAGCUUAAUUGGUAUUAAAGUUAAGGAUAUGGAGAACAUCUGUGGGGAAAGUGCAAAGAGAUCAAGGGUUUCCAAAGGUCAAAAAACAUCACAAUUAUGCAAGGUGGAAGCUGGGCAUAACUACCAUUCUUCACUUAGAGUUACAGAGUCUGCAUUUAACAUUGAUGACAUAACGAGAGGUGAGGAAAGAUUUAAGAUUUCCUUGGAAAAUGGAAGAAAUGCCGAGUUGCCAACCUUUUCUUACAUCGCGCAGAAUUUAAUUUAUAAUAAGGCCUCUGUGACAUUUGCACUUGCUAAUAUAUCCGAUGAGGAUUGCUGUUCAAAAUGUUAUGGGGACUGUCUUACAUCAUCAAUUCCUUGUCUUUGUGUGAUUGCCAAUGGGGGUGAAUGUGCUUACACGCCAGGAGGAUUGGUCAAGGAGAAGUUUCUGGAAGAAUGUAUAUCUAUGAAGCGUGAGCCUGAAAAGCACCCAUACUUCUACUGUAAAAAGUGCCCACUAGUAAGGUUAGAGAAUGCGAAGAGUUCUGUGGCAUGCAAGGGACAUUUGUUACGGAGGUUUAUAAAGGAAUGCUGGUAUAAAUGCGGUUGUAACAGGAGCUGUGGAAACCGGAUUGUACAGAAAGGCAUUGCUGUGAAAUUGCAGGUAUUUUUGACACCCGAAGGGAAAGGGUGGGGUCUAAGAACACUGGAGGCAUUGCCAAGAGGGGCUUUUGUUUGUGAAUAUGUUGGAGAGAUAGUAACCAUCGACGAACUACAUGAGCGAAGUGUGCUGAGUAUUGGUAAAGAGCAUACCUACCCAGUACUACUAGAUGCAGACUGGGGUUCACAGGAUGUGUUGAAAGAUGAAAAGGCUCUUUGCUUGGACACUACAGUCUACGGAAAUGUUGCAAGAUUCAUUAACCACAGAUGUUCUGAUGCUACAUUGGUCGAGAUCCCAGUUGAAGUGGAGACCCCAGAUCGUCACUAUUAUCAUGUUGCCCUUUUCACAACAAGGGAUGUAGGUGCUAUGGAGGAGCUCACUUGGGACUAUGGCAUUUCCUUUCAUGACCGUAAUUAUCCUGUGAAGCAUUUCCGAUGUCUCUGUGGAAGUCCAUUAUGUCGUGACCGCAAAGAUAUAAAACGCAAAAUUACAUAUGUCCGACGACGGCGUAAGGACGGGAGGGGUAACAACAAGGAUGGUUUGCUUGAUCACUUGGCAAAGGAUCUUGCUACGGGUACACUGAGAGAGGAAAUACAAGUAGAACCUGAUUCAUUGAUGCAGCUUGACGUUGUCCCGUCUACAGGUGCAUUGAGGGAGGAGAUACAAGUAGCACCGCAUGAAUCCAGGCUGCUCGAGAUUGUCCCAUCUACAGGUGCACCGAAAGUGGAGAUACAAGUCGCUCCCGAUCCAUGCAUGCAGCUUCAGGUUAUCCCUUCUACUCCUAGAAUUGAAUCCAGGAAGGCAAUGCACUGUUUAAAUUGGGAGCCAGUUAGGGAUAGCUGCUCCUCUUCUUCCACUAUGUAUCUGGCCAAGGAGGUAGCAGACUUGCGGGCUCAGCUUGAGGCUGAGAAGGCAGCUCGAGAGAAGGACCAGAUAAACUUUGAGGCUCAUCGUGCUCAAUUUCAGGCAGUGAUGCAGCAACUAUCUACCCUUCUCCCUGGGUUUCAGGUACCACAAGCUUCUGUUCAGAUGCAGCUCGAGUAGAAUGUUGAUGGUGGGUCACAUGUCAUUAGGCUAGUUUCUAGAUGACAUAUUAUUGUGCAUGCGCGUAUGUAUGUUGUAUGUUUAGUCAACUUUUGUGCAGUGGAGCGGGGCAACAUAUAUUUUGUUAUGGGAAGUGAGAAGCAUUGGGAUGGUUUUUUUGUACUAUGUAUUGCACCUGCAUUAUUUUGGCACUAAUAUAUAUCACUGAUUAGGGGAGUACUGGAACCAAUCUUUUGGACAUGUAUUGUGUGUUGGACCCUAGCAUAUAUUAUGGUACUUGUUGGACUAUGA